CACAUGCCCCGCGAGCCCGCCCGCUUAAAAGGCUGUGCCGAGGGCUGGCCAGCGAAGCUCCGCCAGGGGAAAGUGAAAGUUUGCCUGGGUCCUCUCCGCGCCGCCACCGCGGUUCUCUCCGCAUCCCGGGACAGCGGCGCGGCCCUCGAUCGGGGCUCGGAUUCUGCAGCAGCCAGCGAGCAAGCAAGCGAACCAGCGAGCGCGGCCGACGCGCCCGGCCGGGACCCAGCUGCCCGUAUGACCGCGCGGGGCGCCGCCGGGCGCUGCCCUCCCACGACAUGGCUGGGACCCUGGCUGCUGCUGGUCUGUCUCCUGGUAAGCAGGAGUAUUGCCGAAGAGGUGUCAGAGCACUGUAGUCACAUGAUUGGAAAAGGACACCUGCAGUUCCUACAGCAGCUGAUUGACAGUCAAAUGGAGACCUCGUGCCAGAUUGCCUUUGAGUUUGUAGACCAGGAGCAGUUGGAAGAUCCUGUGUGCUACCUUAAGAAAGCAUUUCCCCUGGUGCAAGACAUAAUGGAGGAUACCAUGCGCUUCAAAGACAACACCCCCAACGCCAAUGCCAUCGUGCGGCUUCAGGAACUCUCUCUGAGGCUGAAGAGCUGCUUCACUAAGGACUACGAAGAGCAUGACAAGGCCUGCAUCCGAACUUUCUAUGAGACUCCCCUCCAGUUGCUGGAGAAGAUCAAGAAUGUGUUUAAUGAAACAAAGAAUCUCCUUGAAAAGGACUGGAAUAUUUUCAGCAAGAGCUGCAACAACAGCUUUGCUAAGUGUUCCAGCCAAGAUGUGGUGACCAAGCCUGAUUGCAACUGCCUGUACCCUAAAGCCACCCCUAGCAGUGACCCGGCCUCUGUCUCCCCACACCAGCCCCUCACUCCCUCCACAGCCCCUAUGACUGGCUUGACCUGGGCUGAUUCUAAGGGGCCAAAAGGCAACUCCCUCUUGCCCAGUAAGCAGCCCCUUCGCAAAGUGGACCCAGGCAGUGCCAAGCAGCGACUACCCAGGAGCACCUGCCAAAGCCUGGAGUCAACAGAGACCCCAGGCCUCCAGGACAGCCCCACUGAGAGUUCACCACAGAUUCACCCUUCUGCUGAGACCCUCAUCCCUGAAGUGGAGGAUAUUCUUGACUCUCUACUGGGCACUAACUGGGACCCAGAAGAGGCCUCUGGAGAGGCUCGUGAGGGUCUUGUGCCCCAAGAGGCAGAGCUAUCCCCCUCCAAGCCAGUAGGGGGCAGCAUCCAGGCAGAGACCACCAGACCCAGCCACCUCCUCUCAGCAUCUUCGCCACUUCCAACAUCAACAGAGGACCAACAGCCAGCAGAUGUACCAAGCACCCCGUUGCUCAAGAUGGACCCCAUGAGAGCCACUGGCCUGACUCAGAAUCACACUCCUGAGAAGACAGAUGGUUCAUCUACCUUGCCCAGAGAUCACCAGGAGCCAGGCUCUCCCCAGACCUCAUCACUGCACCCGCAAGGACUGGACAACCCUGCUACCCUCUCUGCUCAGUCACAGCCUCCUGGAAGCCACUCCCGGGGCUUUGUGCUGCCCCUUGGAGAGCUGGAGGGCAAGAGGAGCACCCGGGAUCGGAGGAGCCUCACAGAGCUGGAAGGAGGACGAACAAGUGAGGGGGCAGCCAGACCCCCAGCCCACUUUAACUCCGUUCCUUUGACUGACACAGGCCAUGCGAGGCAGCAUUCAAGAUCCUCCGACCCCCAGCUCUCGGGGUUUGUCUUCCACCUGCUGGUGCCCAGCAUCAUCCUGGUCUUGCUUGCUGUCGGUGGCCUCCUAUUCUACAGGUGGAGGCGGAGGAUCCAUGGAGAGGCUCAGACAUUGGAUUCUCCUAUGGGGCAGCCAGAAGGCAGCCCCCUGACCCAGGAUGAGGACAGACAGGUGGAACUUCCAGUGUAGAGAGAAUUCUAAGCUGGUUGCACAGGACCAUCUCCCCAUGAGAGGAGAAUGUGAUAGGGACAUCGACCGUCACUGUUCUUGGCUGUCCUCCUGGGAAUGUGGCCUGCCCACCACCAACCAGAGCUCCUGCCUGCCAGGACUGGAUCAGAGCAGCCAUGCUAGGAUUCCUCCACCUUGACCCUUAGAUCCUCAACUGACUGAAAGAGGGCUGGAAGAUGAACCCCACGCUGCCGCUAUUUAUUGUGGGCCCUGGAGGCCCCCUUGUGCUUGAGGAAGGCAGGCAAGCUGGGCUCAGGACCCUGUUCUUUAGGGGUUGCACCCUCCUCUUACUUUCCUACAAGCCAGCUCCUGGCCUGUGGCAUGUGGGAGACCAGAGUGGGUGCUGAGGAAUGGAAGAGCCCUGCACCCAGAGGAGCCAUCUGGUGCCAAGGAUUCCCCAUAUGGACAGGCAGGGACCUGUCCCCAGGGAGAGGAGCCUGAGAUUCAUGGGGCGGGACAGCGUUCACCUGAUUUCCCGUAAAGGCGUGCAGCCCAAAAGACAGGAAGAGGAGGCCUCUGGCUGUUUGCUGACAGCUCUGAGGGGUCUUUCUACAUCCUCUACUUGCCUAAGUGCCCUCUGCUGGUCACCGUACAGUGAGGAGUGGCCAACCCUGCCCUCAGGACCUGCCUGACCUGGCUCUGGAUGCCAAGAGGAGGACCAAGCUCUGGCCUCUGCUCUUCCCUCUCUCCAGCCCCUGCCAGUGCUUCUCUGGGAGGCCCGGCAGAGGCUCUUCUCAUGAAGGAAGCCAUUGCACUGUGAAGACUGAACCUGCCUGCUGAACGGCCUGCCCUGUCCCACCCUCAUGAUCAUCCUUUCCAAUGUCCUUCCGCCCCUCUCCCCAGCUUCCUGCCCUGAGCUGGCCUCAUCUGCUGACUGGGGGAGCCCCUGAGCCCUGACCUUCCCCUGUCCAGCCUCUGACUCCCCCAGGGUGGAGCCGUGGAGAGCUGCAGGGCCCCCAGCCGGAGCUGGUCUUCGGGCUGUGUUGGUUGCCCAGGUUUCUGCAUUUUGCACUUUGACAUUCCCAAGAGGGAAGUGACUAGGGGGAGGGGGAAAGAGGAGGCAGAGGUAGAGAGGUCACAGUAAGAGCUCUGACUGAAAAUGGGUUUGGAAAUAUGGGUGUGCCCUGAGAUUGGGAGAGGUGUGUGCACCCCGGCCUGUCAGCCCAGUCUCCUCCCCUGAUGCCUGCAGCCUGGAGCUGGCAGGCUGUCCCCAUCAUCCAGCCCUACCAGUAUAACUCUGAAUUCCCAUCCUCUCUGGCUCUUCCUUCUCCCACCCCACCUCCACCCCCAGCAUCUCUGGCCAGGCCCUCCAGGGCUGGGGAGGGACCAGGAGAUCAAGCAUCUGCUUCCAACUGUGCUCUGAGGGCUUCCUGGGCCAGCCCCUGGCUGUGGCUCUGAGACCUGGGCAAUGGGUUAUCGGGCUGUCACUUGCCCCUCAGUCCCCUUAUGCUGCUGUGUCCCUCCUUUCUUGCCACCCCAGACCCUCCACUCAGAGAACCUGCUCUCCCCAACUGUUGGACUCAUGUCCUUCCCUUCUUGCCAGAGAGAGGGAGGGUCAUCAGGCAGGCCCUGCCACCCCUGUCCUGAUGCUGAGGGAAGGGCAGCAAAGAACUUUCUGGUAGGGCUUAUCCUUCUAGUCACAGACUCUAUAUUCCACGCUAGAAAAUACGUAUUUUUAAAUGGAAGGAAAAACACAGAAAGAAAGGCAUUUCUCCACUACCCCUCCACCUUAAACACAGAGUAUUUUUAAAAGGCAAAUUCAACCCAUUGCAGAAGCUCUUUGUGGGCACUUGGUGACACCAGCGCAGGAGGAACCCCAGAGCCACCUCUGGGUGCCCCCUCCACCUGCACAGGAACCCUUCUUUCCUCUGAAAAAGCCCAGAGGGACCAUUGGCUCACGAACUGUGAGACUGCGUUUUUAUACUUGGAAGUGGUGAAUUAUUUUAUAUAAGGUCAUUUAAAUAUCUAUUUAAAAAAUAGGAAGCUGCUUAUAUAUUUAAUAAUAAAAGAAGUGCA
Castor canadensis (American beaver) is the source of this 3960-nucleotide messenger RNA. RefSeq names its product colony stimulating factor 1 (gene Csf1). The record is from RefSeq and is a predicted model, not a curated record. Gene Ontology annotation, cellular component: membrane. Gene Ontology annotation, biological process: positive regulation of macrophage differentiation; osteoclast differentiation. NCBI's taxonomy places the organism in Eukaryota, Metazoa, Chordata, Mammalia, Rodentia, Castoridae. Gene Ontology annotation, molecular function: cytokine activity; growth factor activity.